AUGAAGCUAACAAUUUCUCUUAAGACCGCAGUAACUGUGCUCGCAGUCGCCAGCACUGCUGACGCUCUUUCCAUCCCCAACUUGAACAACUAUGUUAGCGGAAUUCAACAGACAUUUGACUUCCAGCUUGACAGAGUGAUGAAUACCUUGGAUGUUGGAAAGAACCAGGUAGUUUCUUCCAUUGCUCAAUACCUUAACCAGCCAUUGGAAUCCAUCCCAUACGAUGCUAAGAAGACUUGGCUGGAACUCUUGAUGGAAUUCCCAGAUGCUGUGUCUAAGUUGAACUUCAAGUCGCUCCCAAAGAAGGCCAAGGCCGUUGCUUCAAAGUUCGACUUCCACAUGACCGAUGCUAAGCACCCUAACCAUAAGUUGAGAGGUAAGUCCACUCCAACUGAUCUUGGGGUUGACAGCGUUAAGCAAUACACCGGUUACUUAGAUGUUGAGGACGAAGACAAGCACUUCUUCUACUGGUUUUUCGAAUCCAGAAACGACCCAAAGAAUGACCCAGUUAUUCUUUGGUUAAAUGGUGGUCCAGGAUGUUCUUCCUUGACUGGUUUAUUCUUUGAAUUGGGUUCAUCUUCCAUUGGACCAGGCUUGAAGCCAAUCUAUAACCCAUACUCCUGGAACAGCAACGCAUCGGUUAUUUACUUAGAUCAACCAGUUAACGUUGGUUACUCUUACUCUUCUGAAUCUGUUAGCAAUACCAUUGCCGCCGGUAAGGAUGUUUAUGCCUUUUUAGAAUUGUUCUUCAAGCAAUUCCCACAAUACAACAAGAAGCAAAAGUUCCACAUUGCUGGUGAAUCUUACGCCGGUCACUACAUUCCUGUUUUCGCAAGCGAAAUCUUGAGCCACCCAGACCGUUCAUUCGACUUGUCCUCUGUGUUGAUUGGUAACGGUUUAACUGAUCCAUUGACCCAAUACAAGUAUUACGAGCCAAUGGCUUGUGGAUUGGGUGGAGAACCAUCAGUAUUGGAGCCAGAAGAAUGUGAAUCCAUGCUUGACGCCGUUCCAAGAUGUUUAUCAUUGAUUGAAGGAUGUUACGAAACCGGCUCAGUAUGGUCUUGUGUUCCAGCUACUAUCUACUGUAACAACGCCGAAAUGGGACCUUACCAAAAGACCGGUAAAAAUGUCUACGAUAUCAGAAAAGAGUGCAAAGGCGGGAACUUAUGCUACGAGGACUUGCAAUACAUAGAUGACUACUUGAACCAAGCUGAAGUCCAAGAGAAGUUGGGUGCUGAAGUUGAAGAAUACCAAUCAUGUAACUUCGAUGUCAACAGAAAUUUCAUGUUUGCCGGUGACUGGAUGAAACCAUACCACAAGGCAGUUAUUGAAUUGUUAGAAAAGGAUUUACCAAUUUUGAUUUACGCUGGUGACAAGGACUUUAUUUGUAACUGGUUAGGUAACCAAGCUUGGGCUGAUGAAUUGCCAUGGUCUGGACACGAUGAAUUCGCCAAGCAACCAAUCAGAGAUUGGAGUGUUGACAAGAAGCCAGCUGGAGAAGUCAAGAACUACGAUAAGUUCACCUUCUUGAGAGUCUUUGGUGCAGGACACAUGGUUCCAUACGAUCAACCUAAGAAUUCCUUAGACAUGGUCAACAGAUGGGUCAGUGGUGACUACCACUUUAAAUAG
Molecule: messenger RNA, 1629 nt
Organism: Dujonia railenensis
Lineage: Eukaryota; Fungi; Ascomycota; Pichiomycetes; Serinales; Debaryomycetaceae
Source: the annotation of a GenBank genome assembly